Molecule: messenger RNA, 3340 nt
Organism: Prosopis cineraria
Lineage: Eukaryota; Viridiplantae; Streptophyta; Magnoliopsida; Fabales; Fabaceae
Exons: 9
Coding region: 303-2912 (869 amino acids)
Molecular function (GO): ubiquitin binding
Source: RefSeq, a predicted model, not a curated record
GAUUUUUUGUGGCGCCUGCCCAACUUAUAGCCUUGCCGGGAACAGAGAACAGGCAAGCAGACAAUGUUCCGAGGCUGCCCAUCAGAACUCAGAAGUUUCCUUUGAUUCUGGUUUGCGUUGCUAGUGGGGGACGAACACCUUGACCACCUAGCUUCAGGGUUGGUUAUGCUUUAUAUUUCUACUGGAGGAACUUUGCUCGACGACCUAACUACACUCUAAUUAAAGUAUUGGGUAAUCAGCAUUAUUUGCUUGGUGGUGGAAUCAUUGUGCUUCAUUUGUCAUCGACUAGUGCUGCUUGUACGAUGUCGAAUCGUUAUGGUGUGGGCAGGCAAGAGAGAAACAAGGGUUUCGUCAAAGCCCAGAAGAAAUUUGUGCCUAGAAAUUCGAAUACAAACCCUAGCGGGUCAAAACCAACUCUCUCAACCUCCCUCAGACAAUCGAAUUCAAUGAAACAAUCGGAUGGCCGUGCUGGGAGCAGCGGUUCCGUUUCAACAUCGAUGGGCAGGGUUCAAAUGGGCGAGAGUGGAGAAUGGGUGUCCAACCGAGACCAGGGUGGUAAUUUUGUGAACUACUUGCCACAAGACGAAGCAGUGGCUACUGGGCUUGGCUCUGAGGAAGGAGGAUUGGAUCCCAUGGAAUCCCAGAGAGUUGUUGAUCUUUUAAAUAGAGAGUUGUCUCGUUUGCUUCAGUUGAAACCGAGGGAAUUUUGGAAAGAAGUGGCUACUGAUACCUCCUUGCAUGAGUUUCUGGACAGCUUCCUACAAUUUAGAAGCAGAUGGUAUGAUUUCCCAUAUCGUGGGGCCAAGGAUAUAGUCGCUGGGGUUAUUGUUGGAGAGCUUGAUUUAAGCCGUCGUGUUUUUAUGGUAUUGUAUCGCAUUUCUUCUAAUAAAGAUCCAGGCGUUCAGGUUGCUCAUACCCUCAAUGUGAGAGACCAUGAAGUUCUUUUGCAGGAGAAAAAGUUGCUUGACUUGCCAAAGUUGUUAGAUAUAUGCGCCAUAUACAGUCAUGAAAAUGAAGAGUUGACAAGAUUGCUUGUCAGAAAUGCUUUGAAUGCUCAGCCUUGGAUCCAUGAUAAUUUGACAGCUGUGAUAUCACAUUUUCUUGGAAUUGCCCACACAAUGCAUGAAAGAUGCAGCUCAUCAUUGGAGGUUUUAUUUUCUUCUGGAAAACUUGAUGAUCACAUUGCUGCUCGGCUGCAAGCUGAUCUGCUUGAGGUGAUCGACUUUAUAAAUGAUGCAGUUGUAUCAAUGGAUGCUUUUGUUAGUGCAUAUGAACUGGCAGCUGUAUUUUUUUCUUGCCCAGUUGAAAUAAGUUCUGGAAAUGAGGAGCUGCUAAGCUUUCUCGCUAGAUUGCAUGAUUCACUACUUCCAUCCUUGCUAAAGGGCUUCCAUACCAUUAUUGUUGAUGAACAAGAUGGAAGAAUGUCAAUCAUUGUUGUAAGUUUGAAGAUGUUACAGAUGAGAUUGGUGAAGUUUGGUUGGCAAUUAUUGCACUUUUGCUAUCUUAGUGAUGAGGUGUUCAGAGAUAACUACCCUCUUCCCGCUGCCACAAAAAUGUUUCCUGCCACUGUAGAGGACCCAGUUAUCAGAGCAGAUAUCCUGGUUCAAACAUUAAGAGAGAUCAAUGCAGUUUCACUACAAUUACAGGAAAACCAUCAGAAGGAGACAUUUAUUCAACAUAUUGCAAAGAGUUACAACAUUUUGAAAAGGGUUGAAAGCUUACGGGAUGAUGGUUGGAUAUUCAUUGAUGAUGAACAGUUUCAGUAUAUGUCUGGGAUUAUGAAUUCUCCAAAAGAGAUUUAUAAGGAUCCACAGCCUGCAAGAACCCCUAUGGAGAGCAAACCCUUGCAGACGGAUGAAGAUGCUGCUAUAAUUGAGUCCAAAAUCAGUCAAAUAAGGGACCUAUUUCCUGAUUAUGGUAAAGGGUUUUUAGGUGCAUGUCUUGAAGUCUAUGAUCAUAAUCCGGAAGAGGUCAUUCAAAGGAUUUUGGAGGGAACCCUCCAUGAAGAUCUGCAAUGCUUGGACAGAUCGCUAGAUAUAGUACAACCAGCCCUGUCUACUACUGCUAAUAGAAAUGAUAAAGGAAAAGGCAAACUAAUAGACUCUUUGUCAAUGCCCUCAAAUACUGCAGCAGCUUUUAGCCGGAAGCAACAGACAGAGGGACCAUUGGUUUCAUCCUCCGUAUCACUUGGAAAAUAUGUGAGGAAAUUUAAAGCUGACUUGUCCGAUGCGAGUAUCCUGGAUGAAAGGGAUGAAAAAGACUCAUUGAAAGCUGCUGCCCUAAUCUCACAAUAUGAAUAUGAAGACGAAUAUGAUGACUCUUUUGAUGAUUUGGGUUUUAGUGUGGCAGACUCUGGAGUAGAAGAAAAUGAAGUAUUAGGGGACGCUGUGAAACCAGGUAAAUCGUGGCUUACUGGGACUGGAGAGACUGCUCAAAAUGCCCCAAGUUCAAAAUGGGGCUCCAGGAAAAAGCCCCAAUAUUAUGUCAAAGAUGGCAAGAAUUACAGCUACAAAGUGGCUGGUGCUAUAGCAGUUGCAAAUUCAGAUGAGGCUUCACUGGUUAAUCAAGCUCAAGAAGAAUUAAUUUAUGGUCUUGGACGUGGUGGCAACCUUCCUCUUGGUGCGGUAAAGAAGCUGGCAGAUUUCUAUAAGGACGACAAUGACCGAUCCCCAGGUCCUGAAACACAAGGGAGGGGGAGUUUGGGCAAUUCUGGUGGUAGGGGGGGAAGGAAGGAAGGGGGAAAGUCAAGUGCUUCUCAGGACAAACAAUCUAAUGCCUCUGAGGGUGAAGGAAGAGGUAAUAUCUCGAAUUCCAGAGGCAGGGGAAGGAGGGGAGGAGGAGGAGGAAGGAACAACCAUUACAGAAAGGACCGAGCCAUGAAGAAGCACUUCUCUGGGUUGAGUGGUUAUUAGAAGCAAGCAUAUGCGAGUCUCAUAUACAUGUUCCUUGUCAAAUGUUCCAUAUGCCCAUUUCUGCCCUUGAUGGAUAGACAUGGCGCGUAAUACGUUAGCGACGGUCAAACCUUCGCCGCUUCUGGUAUUUGCGUGCUCUGCUUUUUAAGUUUUUGCCCGGAAGGGGGGAAAAUAUCUUUUUGUCAAAGGAUUAAAGCAAUCCAGCAUGAUAUUGAGAAGCGUUUUAAUGCAAUGUGUGUUACAUGAGCAAUCAAGGAAGGGGAUACUAAAUUACUUUUAGGUAGAUAAAUAAUAUCGAGUAUUUUUCUUUUCAAUUUUGGAUAGCAUCAAUCUGUAUGAUGCAAAAAAAUUUGAAUUACAGUGCACAAUCUAUCUAUUUAUCUAACUAUUCUAUUCUAAUUGAAUUGAAUUGAAUUUUUUUUUUAAAA